CCUGCCUUUUUGCCUUCCCUCACUUCCCUUCGCAGCCUGUGCACACUUCUCACAUUAUCACACAGUCCCGCACUUCGGUGCCUCGAACGUGAAGAAAGAAAGAAAUGGCUUUGUCGACAGCUCCAAUUCUUUCACCAUUAUCUUCAGCAUUGUCGUUGUUAUCAUCCAACUUUAUAAUCCCAGAUUCCUCUAUAUUUCAUGGCAUAGACACUUCAAUCAGAACAGUGAAAAGAAAUUCAAGAAACAGAGCUGUCACCAUAGCUCAAAAUGAUAAAGAUAAACCCACAAAAUUGGUGACUUUUUUGGGCAAAGGGGGUUCAGGUAAAACCACCUCUGCCAUCUUUGCUGCUCAGCAUUAUGCAAUGGAAGGUCUGAAAACAUGCUUGGUGAUACAAUCUCAGGACCCUACUGCUGAACAUCUCCUAAAUUGUAAGAUUGGAACAUCUCCUAUCAAAUGCAACAACCACCUUUCUGCAGUUAGAUUGCAAACUACUAAAAUGCUUAUUGAACCUCUGAAUCGAAUGAAGGAAGCUGAUGCUCGUCUUAAUUUGACCCAAGGAACUCUUGAAGGGGUAGUCGGAGAAGAGCUAGGUGUACUUCCUGGUAUGGAUUCUAUAUUUUCCAUGUUGGCACUUGGAAGGAUUUUGGGAUUUUUGAGGAAUACAAGUCAGGGGAGAGGUCAACAAGAUGAAUUUGACAUUGUUGUACUUGAUGGUAUAAGCACAGAGGAAGUUAUUCGGAUGAUCGGUGCAACCAGCAAAGCAAGAUUGUACUUGAAAUAUUUGCGUAAAUUGGCUGAAAAGACUGACCUAGGGAGGUUGGCAGGACCCUCUCUUCUGAGACUUAUAGAUGAAGCAUUGAGUUUUAGUAGUGGAGGUGCCAAUGCUAAUGUACAAUUGAGUUCAGAAGUGUGGGAUCACCUAGAAAAGACAUUGGAGUUGCAAUGGCUAUGUGCAAUGCAGAGAGGUUCUGCUUUCUUUCAAAAGCUGCAAAAGUUUUCCUGUUACAUUGUUAUGAAUCAAGAUAGCCAACUCUCUGUAAUGUCUGCACUACGCUACUGGGGAUGUGCAAUACAAGCUGGUGUUCAGGUUUCAGGUGCUUUUGCCUUUGCAUCACCAAAUGCAGAAUCAGCAGCUACAGCAAAGGAUUUUUCACCAUUGCCUUUUGCUUCUAUUCCACAUCUCUCAAUGAGUGCCCAUCCAAAUUGGAAUGAGGUUUUGAUGAAUGCUCAAAGUCAAGAUGCACGGCAGCUUCUUAACUUGACGAGUAAACAGACCUCCAUCUUUCCACCAGUUACCUUUGAUCCAGGCAACAAAUCAAUAACACUUUUCAUGCCUGGCUUCGACAAGUCAGAAAUCAAGCUAUUUCAAUUCAGGGGAGGAUCUGAACUUCUGGUUGAAGCUGGUGAUCAAAGACGAGUCAUUCAAUUGCCUUCUCAAAUUCAAGGGAAAGUUGGAGGUGCCAAGUUUAUAGACAGAAAUCUAGUGAUCACAAUGCGGUAGAGAGGUGUAGAACCUGUUAUGGCGGCUCACCUCAAUAUGAUUAUGUGAAAUAUUUAGUAGCAAAUCAUGAUUGCCCAUUUGUUUACGAAAUAUAUGUUUUCUUUUAAUCAAAGCUUGAUUGCAGUUUACCCCAUUUUUCCUAGUUAAGGUCGCCAUUGAUCCGUACAUC
This is a messenger RNA of Coffea eugenioides, 1671 nucleotides long. RefSeq lists its product as uncharacterized. The record is from RefSeq and is a predicted model, not a curated record. Bases 105 to 1502 code for a protein of 465 amino acids. The transcript has 7 exons. Lineage: Eukaryota; Viridiplantae; Streptophyta; Magnoliopsida; Gentianales; Rubiaceae.